This is a messenger RNA of Caenorhabditis elegans, 2553 nucleotides long. RefSeq names its product WH2 domain-containing protein (gene T24B8.4). Lineage: Eukaryota; Metazoa; Nematoda; Chromadorea; Rhabditida; Rhabditidae. The record is from RefSeq and is marked reviewed. The coding region runs from base 1 to 2553 and encodes 850 amino acids. Gene Ontology annotation, molecular function: actin binding. The transcript is spliced from 11 exons.
AUGUUUUCAGGACACCCCAUUCUUGAUGAAAUCAAGAAGGGGUUCAAACUUCGGCCAACCAAGACUGUCGACAAAUCAAAGCCAGUGAUCAUUGCGGAAAAUGAGGAUGAAAGUGAGGUGUCAGUUACAAAACAAGCACCACCUUCCGGAAUCCUACCACCAGGACAAUCAAUUCCAAAACCAUCCUUCUUCAUCCCACCUCCUGUUCCAAAUGGUUUUAUCCCACCACCACCAGGACCAGGAGGUAUUCCACCUCCGCCUCCGAUGUUUGCUGGAGGAAUCCCUCCACCGCCACCAAUGAUGGGUGGGAUUCCACCACCUCCUCCAAUGUUCGGAGCUCCACCUCCACCGCCACCACCAUCAGGUUUAGGUGUGGCUCCUCAACCACCACGACCUAAAACUCCAGUAAAUCCUGCCCUCGCUAAAUUAGGUGGAAAGAAUCCAGGAACAGUGGAUCGUGGGGAAUUUUUGAAAGGAAUUCAAGGUGGUUUCAAAUUGAAGAAAACAACAACAAAUGAUAAAUCUGGACUUUUUGUUGAUGAAGAAAUGAGAGAAAGGAGUGUCAAAUUAAUUGAGGCUGCACCUUCUUCGUAUAUAGCACCGGAUCGUGGAAGAAGCCCUGCUCGCCCCCACUCGUCUCUCGGUUUUGAUUCCCAAGAUAACAGAUUCCGAACUCCCGAACCUCGAGACGACUCUCCAGAACAGCUUCUAGGACAGCGGCGACCGAUUGUAAUGAGACAGAAAGGAGCUCCACCCCCACCACCUCCAGAGUUUGGUUUCGAUUCAGACAAACAGAAAGUCACUUCUGAAGAUAUUGAAAAAGAAAUUAAAAAGGGAUCUGUCGCAUCGAAAAUGGCCGCUUUGAUGGGAAAUAUGGGAUAUUCUGCUGAAAAAUGUGAUCAAGUCGGAAUGGGAACAUUACCGAGAGCAACAUUUAGAAGAAGUCCUUUAAGAAGUUCAAUGAUGUCAUCAUCUUCAGAAGUUAAUAACAAUUUUGACAAUGAUACGCUAAGACCGAAACCUGUAUCAAAAUGGCACGUCGACACAAAUUAUGGAUUGAAAUCUGCUUCAAGAUCAAAUGUACCGAUUGAAAAAGAAGAAAGAGCUUCAUCAGUUAUGAGAGACAGAAGUUCAUCAUGGCUUGAUUUAACAAGGCCUGCACCAAUCGAAAGAGCAAGAACACAAUCUCCGAUUCCAUUAUGUGAACGGUUAGAAUUGGAUGACAUGGACUUUGAUCAGCUCGUUGAUGAAGUUGUAGCUCAAGAAGCCGCCAAAGCAGCUCAAAAGAAAAAACCAACAUUAAGAAAAAAGAAGCAAUUACCUGAACCAAUUAGUGUGACAACAGAUUUUUGUACAACUGGAGCCAGAAGACCUUCAACAACUCCACAGAUUCAAGAGACUCCACCAACACCUGCUCAGAAGAAAACAUAUGGUUAUGCUCCAACUGCUGCCCCAACUAAUAAUUCAAGGGGAACUAAUACUUGGAGAUCGACCAGUCCAUCAGCUGUUGAACCAUCCGGAGGUAUGUCUCCAAUAAGUUCCUCAGUUUCAUCUGCUUCUGCACCAUCUCCAUCAUCACUUUCUGCUGGAUCAGUGUCCCCAGAUUCAACUCCAAAGAAGAGAAUUGUUGGUUCUAAUGCCAACUUUGAAAAGGCAAAAGAAAAGUGGGGAGCUGCUCCAAAAGCCGACGACUCACCACCAACAACUCGUGGAUAUUUGAUGCGUGAAAGCAAGACACCAACACGAGAGGAAACCACUCCAGUAAGAGAAAAGACACCAGUGAAAACAAUUGAGGAGCCAAAAAGCAAAAAGGUGACUGCAUCUUCUGCACUGAACAAAAACAAGGAAAAAGAGAAGAGUCCACCGUGCUUCGCUGUAACCGCUGCUGAGGCAAAGGGCGCAGCAGCGGUUGCCAAGUCGAAGAGUCGAAAGAAGUCACUGAAGAAUACUCCAUCUGUUCCCACUUCAACCAUCACAACCACUUCCACAACCACUAACAAACCUACUAGCACUUCCACCAAACAGACCACCUCAUCCUCAUCCACUGAGCACUCCCCAUCACCCAUGGCUACAUCCUCUCAAAAAAGGGAUAGUAUCAGUAAUACUGAUGUUAAGAAGAAGACACCAUAUGGUCAACCAAUGUCAGGAACAGUCGCUGAUCGAGCAAAUAAGUUCCGUCAACAGUUGCAAGCUGAUAAUGAAAAAGGAAAGAAACCAUGGCAGCAUCCCUUCAUGUCUUCCAACGUGCCUCCAUCUUCCCUUUCUGCUCGUGAGCAGCUCUUCUCCUCCUCUUCGUUGCCACGUCAUCAUCGUAACUCUUCAAACCAAAACGUCAUCAACGUUCCAAUAAGUGCUCCGUGGUAUUCACGGGACCCUAUCGUCAACCCAGAACCGCCAAGUGUUGGGUCCCGUCGGCCAUCCAAACAGUCAACCAAUCCGUAUCGGAUCUCGUUUGACGAAUUCACAGUGCCCCAUCCUUCACAAAUGCGUGAUAAUAUUCGCUUCAACAUCGACUUAUCCCACGACUUACCGCUCUCCAUUUCUCGCCGCUAA